CACAUAAAUGACUGAUGUCAAAUUUAUUAAGUCCUACCGCAGAAAAGGGAAGUGGAUUUACGAAAGCUUUAGUUUGUCGUGUCCAUGGCAACCGGUGAACACACGCUGGUUCGCGUGCUUCCCUGUAGUCAAGGCUUUGAUGUUAGGCUAAAGUAACAAAACAGGUGACUAAAUAAACAGCAUAAUCUACGGUAUAUGAAGUUUUAAAUCGAUUGCUGCUUUAAUGUCUUUUCGUGUGGCUGUAACGUUUUUUGCAUCUUUUAAAAACUUUUAAUUAACGUUACUUUGUUCGUCGCGUGCCUACUAGUUAAAGCUAUGAAUUCAAAAAGGACAGAAAUCCAAAAUGUUUAAGUUUUGUAGUUUAGGGUAAACUGUGUUUUAUGUAGACGUGUUUUUGUUUUGUUUUGUCUUAUCGUCUUUCACUCAUGGAGUUGGCAUAUUGAGUUUCAGCAUCUUCGGCACCUGAUCAGAACUAGCUUUUCUUUAACCAAACGUUUAAAAUAAAGCCAUAGUUUAAUAGUGUUUAAAAGCUGUGCUGUACCAUUGCCACCCCAGAAAAUCUUUUAGGAGUUUAAGUCAAGACCAAAUGCUUGGACUACUCUCUCACAGUUAACUGGUACGUCUGUGGAGGAAAUGUGAACAGGAUUACAGAGAAGAGAGAUGAAUGGCAUCCAUAAAGAAGCUGCCAAACUGUGCAGAGAAGCGGAUGAAAUAUUGUUCUCCGGGGAUCCUGAAAAAGCUGCAGCCCUGUACACCCAUGCUUUUCAAAACCAUGCCGGAUCUGCUGUGGCGCACAUGCGGCGUCUCGACAAAUGCCGUUUGGAGGAGGUGAUCUCGACCCUGGAAGCCUGGCUUGAUGGAGUUUCGCAAAACCCACUUAAAGGCCUUAGCAAGGGUCUUGUGGCUGUAUUUCUGUCUACAUUAUCCCCCAAUAAUGUUUCUGCCUCUGUCUUUAAGAUGGAGUCGGUCCUGCAGGGAGCAAGUCAUGGAUCGGAUGAGAUCUUUGCCCGGUGCUCCAAUCUUUUGGAGGGUAAACAAAUGCCCCAGCCGAGGGCUCACACACGGUUAGUUGUGGAGCUGACCAGAGCGUUGGCUUGCUUGCUGUCAGAUCAGCGAAAUCCAAAAGGUCCCCGAUUGUAUCUACAGGCGUUUCAGGGAAAUAAAUCUGAAACUGUUAGACUUGUCAAAGAAAGGCAAACACAGCAUGUACCAUUAUUAAUCGAGGCAUUUUACCAGCAAAUGUCUCCGGGAUUUUCUUUUUUCCAUAUUGAGCACCAGCUGGAAAAAAGUAGACCUGAGAGUAAACAGAUUGAUGCUUCUGAAGCGGUCGAGUUUUUACUUGCCAUUUUGCCAAAUCACAUCCAAGUCAGAGAGCUUCAAGCUGCAGUCUUGUUUUCAUCUGGAAAGUUUGUGGAAAGUGCAGAAGCUUUAACCCUGGCUCUUCAGAUGAGUACAUCACAAACCAAGAUGAACACAUGUAAUGGCCAUGUGGAGCAUCACAUGUCACCAGAAAGGAGAGCUUGCUUAUUGGUGGGCAGAGCGGCGGCCCUUUUUUCAGCAGGUGGGAGAGCAGAUGAAGUCUGCAAAGACCUGGGUGAUGCUUUUGCAGUUCACCCAGCAACAGCAAGACAGCAGUUCCAAGUCCUGUUCUCCGACAAUGACAUAGCGGUGGCAGCUUGCAUCCAACUACGUCAGCAGGCGGAGAAAGGUGUGUCUGAGUUCAGAGAAACUGUUCUUAGGAGGCCUGACCUGCGCUCGUCGAAAGGGGUGGAGUUGUUGGAUCCAGUUAUCGCUCAGCUCCGAACUCUCUGCCAUUUAGAGUCGGGCGGAGGAGGUAGGGAACUGCGUGUACGUUUGGCAGAUUGCCUUCUUAUGCGUGGGGAACAUAGAGAAGCCCUUUCAAUAAGUAGCCAGCUAGCUGCUGCAGCUCCAUCCCAGCACAGCUACCAGAAUACAGUGCAAGUUCUCCAAGGGUUUUCCCAUCUUUUCACAGAGGACCAUAAAAGCGCUCUGGAGGAUUUCCAGGCCGUGAUUGAGCACAAUGCUCCUCAUCCGCCCAGCUGCGUGCGUGCACUAUGUGGUAGGGGUAUCCUGCGCAUGAUAGCUGGUUCACACUACCUGACCGCUCUUGAUUACGUUACGGCGAGUCGAUUGCAGUUGCAGGAGACUGCUUUAACUGUGAGAUGUCUAGUGCCGUGGAAUUACCGUGGGUUGCUUUGCACCGUGUUGCUGGAACAGGGCAGAGCUAUGCUUGAGGGAACCGAUGAGCAAAAAGGGGAUUCCAGUUUCAAAGCACAACACGAGUCUGAGCAGAGUCACGUCAAAGAGAAUGAAAGGACUGCGGUUGGCGUGCACGCACUUGCGCUUCUCCUAAUGGAGCUGCAACCUGGUGCAGAUGGUCCUCAGAUUCUCACAGCGGAUGCUCUGUACCAGCUGGGUCGUGUUGAGGAGGCGUACCGGCUUCUUCUCAACAUCGAGCGCACAGCUCCACGGCCACCGAUUCUCGCCCGCCUCGCAAUUUUGCAGCUGCAUCGUGGCUUUCUUUAUGAUGCCUAUCAGCUCUUGAAGAAACUAAUUCUUUCUGGAGACACCAGCUGUCUGCGCCCUCUACUCUCUGUAACAUCUGUACAAGAUCGAACCCUUUUGGAAAACCAUUGUAACAACGCCUCAAAACGUAUUCUGUGUGGCCAGCAGUCAGAAACUGCCAUAAGGGAAGCUGUGACCUAUUUGUCCAUCGCCAUUAUGGCUUCAGGCGGUGGAGCAAUAGAUUCACUGUUGGAGAGAGCAAGAUGUUAUGCUUUAUUGGGCCAAUGGAAGACUGCCAUCUUUGAUUUUACUACCAUCCUUAAGGUGAACCCAAUUCAUGUGCAGGCAUUGUGUGGAAGAGGAUUCACUUAUCUUAUGCUGAACCAGCAAAAGGAAUGCAUACAAGACAUACUGGUUGCUCUUCAGUGUGAUGCUAAAGAGGUCUCUCUGAGCAUGUCGUCCCUUAAAGACAAAGCACGAAGGCUCAUUAGUGAAUGGUUGGAUCAGCACUGUCGUAGCAGCCUUUCAAUGAUUCUAUUGGCCAACCCGGUACCCUGCGGGGAGGAGCAUCUUCGAGAGGCCUUUUUGAUUUGUGGAGCGCUAAUGAACACUGACUGCAGGGAACCUAGGUGGCACCUCCUAUACAUAGAUACACUACUUGCCAAAGGGGAGUUGAAUGCUGCAGGUGCACACCUGAAGCAAGUGUUUGGUCUGGAGCCAAGGGAUGCCACAGCUAAGGCCAGGUGGGGUGUAGUAAAAACCUGGCAGCAGAACUACAAACUGGCUGCCAACUAUUUGAGUGAGGUGGCAGAGAAAGAACCAGCAACUCUGGACUUUCUCAUCUCACUUCUGCAAUCAUCUCAGAGAAAACGAGUGGCACAGGUAGCAUCUCAGCAUGCCAGCAGUGUUUCUCAAAGCGGUCAGUGGGAACACGCUUUAGCCCUGCUGACGCUAGCAGUACGAGCGGUCAGUGAUAAAAAGCUUAAGUACCUCAGGCAGCGUGCUGCCUGCCUGGCUCAUCUGGGCCUUCACGAAAGGGCUGUGUCCGACCUCGACAAGGUCAUCGAAGGCCACAGCGGUGAGGAUCAUAGGGUCUGCACAGAGGACCUUUGUCGCAGAGGCCGCAGUCUGCUGCUGUGUUCCCGCGAAGAGUCCGGCUUACAGGAUUUUUCUCAAGCCUUGGACCUGCAUGAGGAACAGGCUUUGCUGUACCUAGAGGCUGGACCAGAAAGACAAAAGCUUGCUGAUCUCUUUCUGCGCUUUGCCCUGCAAAACUUUGGAGAGCAGCAACUAGACAAGGCUUGGCUUCUGACAGAGACAGGACUUAAAUUAGAAAGCGAUCACGCAGAACUGCGUAGGCUGAGGGCUAAAAUAAAACGAGAGGUUUCAGGUCCAUGUACAGUCCACUGAAGAUUACACAUACUGUACUGAAAUUAUUCAUUAUUAUUGAUGAAGGAAAUUUCCUUGAUGGGUAACAGUUACAGCUGUGGGUUAUGGUGACUCAUAUACAGCCACGGAAAGAAUUAAGAGAAUUAAGAGAGUAUUGCAGUUUUUCCUUUAAUCAUCAUUUCUAAAUAUAUUACGACAAUUUC
Messenger RNA from Misgurnus anguillicaudatus (oriental weatherfish), 4118 nucleotides. NCBI's taxonomy places the organism in Eukaryota, Metazoa, Chordata, Actinopteri, Cypriniformes, Cobitidae. The record is from RefSeq and is a predicted model, not a curated record.